Messenger RNA from Cotesia congregata, 294 nucleotides. The record is from the annotation of a GenBank genome assembly. Lineage: Eukaryota; Metazoa; Arthropoda; Insecta; Hymenoptera; Braconidae.
AUGGCAUGCCCAUUCUCACGUGGAUUCACCAGGACCAAAUUGGAAAGUGAUCGCGAGGGAUGUGAUGACGGAGGCUCCAGUGGGAGGAAAUUUAGCAAUGAUUCUAUUGGGAAACUGCCCUGUAAAAAUGAGAGGUUCAAAACUUGCAGACAAUCCUCCAUUCAAAUCACCUCAUCGCUGCUAGGAGAGGAGAUCGACGAUCAAGAAGACACUCAGACUCUUAAUCUCAAACACCUCAGAGCUGCUGUCCUCAUUCUUACUAAACCAUCGGUAAUUUUUGAUUAUUUUUACUAG